Molecule: messenger RNA, 3294 nt
Organism: Betta splendens (Siamese fighting fish)
Lineage: Eukaryota; Metazoa; Chordata; Actinopteri; Anabantiformes; Osphronemidae
Product: neuronal pentraxin-2
Exons: 6
Coding region: 515-2272 (585 amino acids)
Source: RefSeq, a predicted model, not a curated record
UCAAGGGUCUGAGGCCAAUGCUCGCGUUUCCUCUCAGGGGACGAAAGGAAAUUUUUAUGUUUGUUAAACAAAGCUCUAAACGCUCAGCAACAUUUCAUGACUACAUAUAAAAUUCUGUAGUUGUGGCUAAAAAGCGACUAAAGACAGCGGAGGAGGAAAAGAGGUGUGGUCUUCCAGAGAGAAACGACGGAGGAAGAGGAGGAGAGAGAGGAGAGCAAGAGGAAGAGCAGAUUACUGCUCUGGAGUAAAUCUCUCAAUCUGGUGAGUGACUGAGGUGGAGCAAGUCACUACGACUUCACGGCGGAGGCACGAGAGGCUCGAACGCGGACUCGAGGGUUCAUCUCCAAAGCCUAUGAUGAGUGGAUACUUAGCGGAUGAAGCUCUUCGUCACAGCUUUCCUUGAUGUCUCUGCUGCUGCCACAAAGUCAACACAAGCGUUCCUUCAAGCGGUGCCACGCGUCCUGAAGCGAAGCCCAGCUCCUUAGACUUUCUGCCUGUGCCGUGGACGGAGAUCAUGAGCGAGCCUCGGCCUCCGCCCCUGUCCCUCGUUCUCAUCGUGUCCUCCCUGCUCUCGCUCCUCCUCUCCCCCGCAUCCGCGAGCUCGGGGUCAGACUACGCCCAUGGAGCCCACCCACGCUUCAUUUGCAGCCCACUCCCUGUGGACGUGGACCCCUCCUGCUUCCCCACGGCCGGGCCGGCGGUGGGUGCGGCGGGGCCCGCCGGACCUGGCCAUCAAAGUGCACCUCCUGCCGGUUGGUGGGGGGCGAGCGAGGAGGCCAAGGCCACCAUCCUCCACCUCAGGGAGAGCCUGGUGCAGCAGAAGGAAACCAUCCUGGACCAGAGGGAGACCAUCAGGGAGCUGACGGCCAAGCUCGCCCUGUGCGAGGGCUUCGGCCGCGGCGCGACGCCUCACGACCACGCCGACGUUGCCAGUCGCCACACGUACAAUGACAAUGGGCUCUAUAGCAACCAGCAGGGUCACCAUGGAAACAGCAAUCUCAUCCCAGACUCGCCACGCCGCCCCUCUGCAGGGGGGCAGCGCGCCGAGGGAGGGCACGGCAACAAGCACCAGGGGAAGGAUAAACACGCGACGCCGGGGGACGUCGCGUCGUCUCCGGAGCAGAUGGAGAGGAUGCUGCAGGCGCUGAAGGAGCGGCUGGACAACCUGCAGAAGAGAAACUCCUCCAUCACCCAGUCCAGCUCCCUGAAGGAGCUGCUGCAGCGGAAGAUCACUGCUCUGGAGCAACAGCUGCACCGUUAUCAAACCGCUGCCCUGAGCAGCCCUGAGCAUCACGAUGACGACGCCGCUCACAGGGACGAUGGCGAUCACCAUGACGACGGCCGGGAGAAGGACCACGGCGAUGGCGGUAGAAGCGACGGCCACGCUGAGGACGACGAGCACGGCCACGAUGCAGACGGGGAGCGUGACGAGCACGAGGACGAGCACCAUGAUGAUGAUGAUGAUGAUGACAGCGAUCACGAUGAAGACGAUGAAGAUGAUGAAGAACAUAUAAAUGAAACUGACAGUCAAAGUUCCCAUCCACACACAGCUUACAAAGCGCCAGAGUCCCGAGGAGCUUUCCACUCAAAUAAACUGGAAGCAAUACUCCAUCAGCUGCAGCUCGCAGGUUCCAGCAGGAAGAAAUCCAAGAGUCCUGACGCCUUCCAGAUCAGCUUCCCCAUGAGGACCAACUACAUGUACGGCCGCGUGAAGAGGACUCUGCUGAAGGAGAUCUUCGCUCUGACCUUGUGUCUGUGGAUGAAGGCUGGCGCCGGCCCCGGCCUCGGUACGCCCUUCUCCUACUCCGCUCCCGGUCAGGCCAAUGAGCUGGUGCUCAUAGAGUGGGGAAACAACCCCAUAGAGCUGCUGAUCAACGACAAGGCGGCCACAAUGCCUCUGUCUCUGAGUGAUGGGAAGUGGCACCAUGUGUGUAUGACCUGGUCAACUCGGGACGGACAGUGGGAGGCGUACCAGGACGGCGUGCAGAGAGGGUCCGGCACCGACCUGUCCCCCUGGCACUCCAUCAAGCCUGGAGGGGUCUUCAUCCUGGGGCAGGAGCAGGACACGCUCGGGGGCCGUUUUGAUGCCACCCAGUCGUUCGUGGGUGAGAUGUCAGAUCUCCACGUGUGGUCGCACGUUCUGAGCGCCGCUGACAUCUACAGCCUGGCGUCCUGCGGCAGCCACCUGCGGGGCGACGUCAUCGCCUGGUCCGAGGCGGAGGUGGAGCUUCACGGAGGCGUCGCCAGAUACCCCGUCGACCCCUGUCACUGAAGGCUGGACACCCCCCACGCGUGGAACAGACGAGCCAUCACUCAGUCAAUGCCUUCCUUUCAUCCACCUUGUGGUUUUUAAUAAGAAAACGAUAAAGUAAAUAAAAAUCGGUGCAACCUCUGUAUCUACAGAACCACUGUAGGCGCGUAGCGAUGCUGGGACUUAGUGGCCAGAUGUGUUCAUGGGUUAGUGUCUUUCGAACAGACAAGCGCAGUAUGUGACAUAUUGUCAUGUUGUUAAUAAGCAGGUCUGUGCUAACGUUAGCAGCUUCUGUUGUUAUUAGUUUAAGAAUCGUUUUCUACUCUGGAUUCUCUUUUGCAAAAGGUUUCCAUAAAGAUACAGCUAAAUCACCAAAGAAACUGUAGAAUUAAACGCGUUUGGUUUGUGUUACACUGUGUAACAUUCAUUAUCUAUGUAUCAUAGAUAGAUUGGUGAGUUGUUUUGAAACAAAUCCUGAAGCGUUUGUCAGAAUUUAGCUUUUUACACCUGGUUUUAAAAUUUCCUGCCACGACUUUCUAACCAGCUUUUUAAACUUUUAUAAAUCAUACAGCACUGACUGACUUUAGUUUCGCUAACUUGAUUUUCUCUGCUGUACAUUUUGUGCAACAAGGUGAAGUAUUGAAGCCUUGAUUGUAAAUCUGCUGUUAUCCUGUACAUAAAAAGGCUGAAUUUAGGCCAGACUGUUACUCUGACAUCAUAGAUAGUAUCUUUUUUCAAAUGAUAGAACUGUAAAUAAAAGUAUGAAAAUGUAGAUGAACUAAUAACAGUUCACAUGGAAAGUUACAUUAACCAGAACAGGUAAUGAUUCAAAUCUAAAAAAAACAUGGCAACAUAAAGACUGACAAACACAUUGUGGUUAAAGGUGUUCCUGCACACAGGGGUCACGGACUGAUCCGUCCUAUAAUGGAUGCGACGGGCAAACACAUGACCUAAAACCACUAUGAAGCCUGAGCAGAGCUAAUCCAAGUGGAAAUGGCCCCAGGAUAAAGAAUGUCCAGUAAUAAACGCCCGCUUCUUCUUUC